Molecule: messenger RNA, 4090 nt
Organism: Micropterus salmoides (largemouth bass)
Lineage: Eukaryota; Metazoa; Chordata; Actinopteri; Centrarchiformes; Centrarchidae
Product: RAD50-interacting protein 1-like
Exons: 15
Coding region: 30-2414 (794 amino acids)
Biological process (GO): regulation of ER to Golgi vesicle-mediated transport; endoplasmic reticulum to Golgi vesicle-mediated transport; retrograde vesicle-mediated transport, Golgi to endoplasmic reticulum
Cellular component (GO): Dsl1/NZR complex
Source: RefSeq, a predicted model, not a curated record
AACUCAACAAGAAGAAGAAGAGCGGCAAGAUGGCGGCGCCCACAACAGUGCAGCAGACGAUGAACCAACUGACAGAUCAUUUUGUAAACUCUGUUUACACAACCAGCCAAGACAGCAAAUCAUCUCCAGCGGAUUCUGUAAAACUACAGGACUAUGUAAUGGAUUUCUUGGAGAAAGAGGUGGGCAGCGACCUGAAGUCGCUGAAGAAUGUUGGCGACCUGCUGGAAAAAAUUAGAGAGGAAAACAACGUCCUGGAGGAGCAGGUUCUCACUGUAUCCAGUUCUGUGCCUCCUAAAGUUUCUGCAGCUCUGUCUGCUGCUGAGGAGGCCCGAUGUUCCCUGGAGGACCUGCUGCAGCGAGAGCAAUCUGUGUCCAACAAAUUGAACGAGCACCUACAGGAGGCCCAGCCUUGGAUGGAUAGCCUCGGUGAGACGCUUAAACAAGUCGACAUUAUAGAGAGUCACAUGAAAUACCUACGCUGCCUUCAACAUAUAGAGGAACUCAGCGCUGCAGUACAGCAGUGCCUGAUGACCAGCAGUGUCUGGGAGGCCAUCCGGGCAGUAGACAGCAUGGCUGUGCUGGACGCUGGACUAAACCAGUCUGGGUGUUCUCACCUCCAGGACUUCCUCCGUGAAACACUUCACUUCUGGCACAAGAUCAUCAAAGACCGACUGGCCAGUGAUUUUGAGAAAGUAUUGACUCAACUUCAUUGGCCGAUCAUCUCCCCUCCUACUCAGUCCCUGACACCUGUUGCCAACUGUCAGGAGAUCAACAGCCAGCUGGAGCUGCUUGUCCCACAGCUGCUUGCCCUGCAGACCUCUGAUGACCUCGUGUCCCAGAGGGCUUUGGCCUCCCGUGCACCCUCUACCCAGCCGGUUCCUUCCGCCACACCUGCGUCCCAAGCUCCUCCCCUCUGUCUUCCCAUCCAGAUCUUGCUGACGCCGCUCAGCAGGAGAUUCAAAUACCACUUCUAUGGGAAUCGGCAGACCAACUCCCUCAGCAAGCCAGAGUGGUACCUUACACAGGUUCUGAUGUGGAUGAGUAACAGCUCGACCUUCUUGGAGGAAAAGAUCCAACCUAUACUUGACCGAGCUGGGGCCAACAUCAGUGCCAGGGUGGAGCUGUGUCGAGGCCUGCUGUCUCUAGUCCAGGAGAAGGUGGCCAGCGAUGCCUCCAGGCUGCUGUAUGAUGACAUGCUCUUCUGUCACUUGGUGGAGGAGGUGCUGCAGUUUGAGAAGGAGCUGCGGAGCAACCAGUCCUACCCAGCAGUGCUGCCUGGUCUGCUUCACCUCCUGCUUGAGGACGCAAUCCUUCAGAAGUGGCUCACUGUGGAAAAGAAGAUGGCGGUGGAGAAGAUGGAUGCCAUGCUGUCGGCUGAGGGAGCUUGGAGCUCUCAGUACAAAGAUAUCAGUGAUAUGGAUGAGCUGAAGGCUCCAGAUUGUGCUGAGACGUUCAUGACCCUGCUACAGGUCAUCACUGAGCGGUACCGAGCUUUGCCCUGUCCUUCUGCGCAACUGAAGUUCCUGGGGCUACAGAGAGAACUGGUAGAUGACUUCCGUAUACGACUCACCCAGGUGAUGAAGGAGGAGUCUCGCUGCCCGCUGGGUGCCCGUUAUUGUGCCAUCCUUAAUGCUGUCAACUACAUUUGCACCAUCCUGGGAGACUGGGGAGACAAUGUGUUUUUCCUACAGCUGCAGCAGGCAGCAGUUUCACUUGGUGAGGAAGUUGUACUGGGGGGCCUAGGGGUGAUGGAGGUGGGUCGUCUGGCUUCUCUGGAGGGCUCUCUAUUUGAAGGUCUUUUGGCGUUGCUGGAACGACUUAAAGGAGACAUGAUGGGAAGACUGCUGGAAUGGACCAUCAGAGAAAUCACAGAAAAAGCCAAACCAUACCGCCAAGACAGGUGGCUGUCCCUACCAUCCCAGCACGACCAGUCCGCCAUGUCCCUGUCCAGCUCAGCAUGUCCCAUGAUGCUCUGUGUGAGGGACAGAUUGUUGAACCUUCAUCAGGUCCUGAGUCUUUCUCUGUUCCAACUGGCCUGGCAGGGCCUGGCGGAGAGACUUGACAACUUUCUUUACCAGGAUGUGAUCCUGUCUAAUCAUUUCAGUGACGGUGGGGCAGCUCAGCUUCAGUUCGACAUGACCAGAAACCUAUUUCCUCUGUUUGGUCACUACUGCAAAAGACCUGAGAACUUCUUUAAGCAUGUGAAGGAGGCCUGUAUCAUCUUGUGUCUCAACGUCGGCUCUGCUAUUCUGCUAAAGAAUCUCCUGAAGGAGUCGGAGGAGGAGACGACAGGUUGGACAGAUGCAGGAGAUCCUUCACCACAGUCUGCACUGAAUGAGUUGGGAGUUUACUGCCUGGCACCCUGUGACGUGUUGAUUCUCCUCAGCCUCAGAGCCUCCUGGCCGGGACAGUAACAGUUCUCCCCGGCAGUAUGUGUUGGGGUGGAGUGUGCAUCAGACCGAGUGCUUGGCAAUUGUUUCUUAUUCCAUUUUUGCCAUUAGUACGACGGAGUAUGAAGGCCCACAUUAGGGGAGGUGGUGAGAUGAAGAUUUUUUUUAUUUAUUUAGCAUUUCGAGAAGAAAGUCAACUCCUUUAGUCCAUCAAAUCCAGUUACAGUGACUGUCCACCAUGCCAUCUGCUCUGUAAGCUACAUCAUAGACAUAGGCCUGUAGGUUACAUCCUUGGAGUGUGAAGGCAAGUUUUUUAAGAGGUGCAACUGUAUUCCUAACUGAAAGCAAAAGCUGUCAGUGAUGUAGCCGACAUGACAGCUGGCUGGCAUGGUCACUCUAACGUGAUUUGAUGGCCUAAAGGAGUUGACUUUCUUCUUGAUACGCAAAAUAAAUUAAAACCAAUUUAUUUUUUUUUCUCUUAAUGAGGCCCUAAUACUUACAUCAUCAUUAGCAUUAGUCUUCUUUGUAAAGAAGACAGGUAACAUUCGUCAGUUUAGUGUUUAAUAAGUUUAUAUUAUUGAGAUGUCAUUGCAUGAACUCGCCGACCUGCAAUGCUCUCGCCUUCAGUUGCCCCGCAACUACUGGUUAAUGGGGUUGUCUUUGUUUUUGUGUGUCACUGAGAGUGUGUGUGUGUGUUUGAUAACCUAACCAUCAGGGCUAAUUGGUUGAUACUUACAUUUCCCUGAAAGACACAGCUGCCCAGUGUUGCGCUCAUGAUAUAAAUGAAAGGUGCACUGUGGACUUAAAACAUAACAAGUUUCUGUUUAUAUUCAGUGUUGCUCACUACAACGCAUGGUGUGUAUCCUUGAGGUCUAGUGGACAUGUUGAUGCACUUCCUUCAUCAUAAAACAUUUGCAAAGCCAAUAAAAAACAAACCCACGUGUCUGCAUUGUUUGCAUCCAUGUUUGCUCGCUAGCAGUCGACUUCUUCCCUGAUAUGAGAUAUAGAAGGCCCAUGUCUGGAUCUGCAAUACCGGCAGACGAUGUCAGAUUCUCUCAGAUAUUUUUUUAAAUCACAAGUUGCAGCCGUUUGAGAGUAAAAACAAAAGUCAAAUGAAAAGUCCCAAUAAACUGUGUGAGAGCGAUACAUACUCUCUAGGAAGCACAUGCUGGAUGUGUACGUUUACUGGCUGAGUGUCAGGGGGGUAACGCACCCAGAAUGUUGCGAGACCAACAGGUGCACGCGGGGUCUGGCUCAGGAAUGUUUAAAUGCUGAAGUGCUCAGUGUGGAUCCUCCAAGUGGCUUCUGCAUUCACAUGCAUUUAAAUCAAAGAAUAGCAUAGGUGUUCUUCCCCAGGCUCUGUGCAUGUUCCCAUGGUGCAUCACGUGACUCUACUGCACAAAAUGGACCAAUCACAUGCUGCCUACUUCGGUUUAGAGGAACAGGUCGUUAUAACAGAGCUAUGAAGAAUAUAUUUUAAAAUAUUACAAAAAAACCACUGUUGCUGCAAAUAAAGCGAGAGAGGAAUGUUAGCUGAAAAGUGUUAGCCGACUCGAUGCCUGUUUAUUUCUAACGUGACAGCUGCACGUCGUAGAGCUCCUAAACUUUAAACUUGAUACAACAUAUUUAAACAUUAUACUAAUGACAGUAAUCCAGUUGUUUUUAAAUGUGCUGCAAAUGAAAUAAAGCUAAUAAACAAG